UGUGUGCUAAAAAUAGACUUUUGCGUCUUUCCACAUUCCUAAUGUGCCAUGCCUUGGUACUUUUCUUCGGGUCAGUGCUUGUCUUAAGAUGCUGGGCAAAACCCCCGGCCCACGUUAACCAAAACGUAAACAGGUUUGUUCCAUUGUUUUCGGUGCUAGUUUGGCUUCCAAAUCGAUUUGCGACUCAGUUAAUGUUUGGCUUCGUCAUGGUACGCUUCUUGGCGAGCUUAUGGUGGGGAAUGGUUGUGGUGAAUUUAGCAUCUGCCGAGCUGGCAGGUCUAGCGAAUCCCGCCCAAGGUGUACUGCAUGAAGCGCUGAAACCAAACGAGCGCGAAACAUUAGACGACUGUCAUCUGCGUUUUUACAGCUUUGGAAGCGGUGGGGCGGUAGCUCCCGCCGCCGGUAGGCCAGCAUAUCUGCGCGAGUUUGCUCAUAUGGGCGCGAUCGGCUGGAGCCAGCCCGACGGUACGGUACGGUGGAGCUGUGGUGGAUCGCUGAUAUGGGAGAACUUUGUGCUGACGGCGGCUCACUGUGCAGCGGACUUGAACAAUGAACCACCGGACGUGGUACGCUUUGGAGAUUUGAAUCUGUACAACGCGACGGACGACCAGUUUGCGCAGCAGUACAAGAUUGCAGAGAUUUUGCGCCAUCCGGAGCAUCGCUUCAGCGCCAAAUACCAUGACAUUGCGCUGAUUAAGCUAGAGCAACGGGUCACAUUGAAUGAAACCGUUGCACCCGCCUGUCUUUGGAGCGAGGAGGAGCUGCGGUUCGACGUGCUGGAAGCGGCCGGCUGGGGAGCAACCGGUUUCGGGCAAUCCCAAACGCCGACACUGCUGAAGGUCUCGCUGAAACCGGUCGAGCGGGACCGGUGCGAUCAGUUCUACCGGGUGGGCGAUCGUGGCCUACGUGAGGGAUUGCAAGACUAUCAGCUGUGCGCUGGCGAUGUGAAGAUGGACACCUGUCCGGGUGACUCGGGAGGACCGCUACAGGUGAAGCUACUGCACAAUGCCAAGGUGACACCGUUCGUUGUGGCGGUGACGUCUUUUGGGAGCGCUUGCGGCCAGUCUACGCCGGGUGUGUACACAAAGGUGUCAAAAUACGCUCCAUGGAUUCGAUCGGUUAUAGCGGCGCACGAGACUGAUGCUGAAGAAUGGAAGUUUGAACCCUACGCUAGUGCGUUACGGUACGUGCAGCUGCGAGAAUACGAACCGGAUGUUGUGUCACGCAAAUCGGAAGGCCGUGAAUCGUUAAGCUUCGACGGAGUGCAUAUCACGAUCGAGGAUUCCCUUUCUACGGUGAAGAUCGGUUGGGAAGAUGCAAAGCUUAAGGCACCGGACAACUGUUACGGUGUUUUGAUCGACGAAGAUACUGUCCUAACGCUUGCUGAGUGCACUAGUUAUGAGGGCCAACCAGCCACUCACGUGAUCGUGCUAGAUGAUAUAUGGAAGGAAAUUGUACGUCUCUACACACAUCCGAACUAUCGUUCAGGAUCACACUACAACAAUAUAGCAAUCGUGAAGCUGAAGGAACCAAUCUUCUUCACUUCGCGCUACUUUACGCCCGCAUGUCCCUGGUUUUAUCCGGAACUGCCCGAUCCAGAGUUUGAGGUUACUGGUCGUGGUCGUAACGAUCUUAACACUGUUCCACUGUACGAUGAACAAGUGAUUGGGAUAGAUGCUAGGAAUGCCUCUUUGCUGGUACGAUCGGCUCAACAGCGCGAUGGAAACUGUUCCCUUUCCCAAGCACAUCGUCAGCUUUUCACCAACGAUCUGUCAGACGAGCAUCUUUGCUUUGGACAUGGUACCUUUCUGGUGCCAGAUACCUGCGAGCAGCUGUUCGGUGGACCGAUACAGCGCAAUCUGUUCCGGUACUCCAAGUACUUCAAGCAUGUGUACGCGCUUAACCUGCUCGGUCGGGACUGCGGAUUUGGCCAGUCGGCAGUUGGAGUACGGCUUGCCCAUCACGCAGAAUGGCUGAGCAAGGUACUGCUGCCUCAGCGACGUCAUGCGGCUGCACCGGUACAGUUCUACAACACCGAUCUGGAGCUGAACGAUCACUGUCGGCGUACGGAUGGGAGUCGGGGCGUUUGCACUGAGCUUGCCCGUUGUCCGAAGGUGCGAUACGAUCUUCAGGUUGAACGGCAGGUUACAUUCUGCGCCAACAGGACGAUUGUAUGCUGUCCGUAUCAUAAUGUGCUGAACGGAACUGAUGACGUUGGUAUUGAGCUGAAUGAGUGCGAAGCGAGAUACAGUGCGUUGCAUCAGAAUGGGAUAUUUGAGCCAUAUUGGGAAAACCCUAUCGUGGAACGUUUUCCCCAUGUAAUCAUGAUCGCUUGGCAAACGAGUGAUGGGGAGUUUGACUUCUGUAUUGGCACACUUAUCACACGAAGUAUGGCUCUGUCGUCCGCCAACUGUCUGUCACGCAUCAGCAGCAACCGUACCGUGGUGAAGCUGGGAUGGGAAAAGACGGCUCCUACAUUGUGGGUAAAGGAAACAAUUCUGCAUCCCCAGUACGAGGAAAGCACACUGCGAAAUGAUAUCGGAAUAGUGAAGAUUGAUGGUGAAGUGGAUUCGAAAACGGGCAAAGUGCCAGCCUGUCUGUGGCACAAUCAAACCCACACACCGUUCCAUAUGCGGCAGUUUAUGCUGUCAGAGUUACAGUACCUGAACAGCUACCCAAAGUAUAACAAAGACUGUGAGGCGUACCAGCACUUUGGCAACCGGAGCCUGGAAGCUACGCAACUCUGUGCCGAUUUGGAGUUGGAGUUUCAAGCGAUUGAAACGGGUGAGCCAGCGUUUUGGCAGAAACAGCUUGCAGAUGAUAGCGGGGUUGUCCACUAUCUGGUCGGGAUUGUGAGCUAUGUUUUCCCGAUGACCACGGUGCAGACAAGGGUCGAAUCAUAUGUCGAUUGGAUCAAGAUGCAUGUGUAGCUGAAGACCUAGAAAAUUCGUCAAGUUUCAUUCUCGAGAAAACAUUAGCCGGCAUCGCGAAUAAAUGAACUCUUUUUGACAGUCGUUUAAAGUUAAUUUUGGUUUAACUGAGUUCAUUUUUUGUUCAUUCCUGUUAAAAUAAACGAUCGUCAAAAUAGUUAACGACUGCUCGAUAUCGCAUAUAAGAAAACACGGGGGAAAAAAUCGAGCAUUAUAAUUAAACGACUGUUAAUUUGUAUCGCAUACGCUCUUGACAGUCGUUUGUUUAACGAAGGCAUAGGACCAGUCGUUAAAAUUAACAAAUGAA
Anopheles arabiensis is the source of this 3237-nucleotide messenger RNA. RefSeq lists its product as uncharacterized. The record is from RefSeq and is a predicted model, not a curated record. The transcript is spliced from 12 exons. Lineage: Eukaryota; Metazoa; Arthropoda; Insecta; Diptera; Culicidae. Gene Ontology annotation, molecular function: serine-type endopeptidase activity. Gene Ontology annotation, biological process: proteolysis. Bases 42 to 2930 code for a protein of 962 amino acids.